Messenger RNA from Hipposideros armiger (great roundleaf bat), 2574 nucleotides. It is a transcript of the gene IMPA2, whose product is annotated as inositol monophosphatase 2. Lineage: Eukaryota; Metazoa; Chordata; Mammalia; Chiroptera; Hipposideridae. Bases 198 to 1064 code for a protein of 288 amino acids. The record is from RefSeq and is a predicted model, not a curated record. Gene Ontology annotation, biological process: signal transduction; inositol metabolic process; phosphatidylinositol phosphate biosynthetic process. The transcript has 8 exons. Gene Ontology annotation, molecular function: inositol monophosphate 1-phosphatase activity.
GCGCGCGGCGCGGCGCGGCUUCCCCGGCAGCGGCCAGCUCCCUGCCCUUCCCGCGGGCACAGCUGUGGGGCGGACUGAAGCUGAGGCUCGAGUGGCGGGAGUAAGAGGAGGGAGUGCGGAGCCUGAUUUCAGGGCAGUGGGAGCUGGUGGAGGACCUUCGUGGAGGACUGGAGGUGGCGGGACCCCGCGAGGCCGCGAUGAAGCCAAGUCGCGAGGACGAGGCGGAGCCCGCCGGGGGCCCCUGGGAGGAGUGCUUUGAAGUGGCGGUGCAGCUCGCGCUGCGGGCGGGACAGAUCAUCAGAAAAGCCCUUUCUGAGGAAAAGCGUGUCUCAACAAAAACAUCAGCUGCAGAUCUUGUCACAGAAACGGAUCACCUUGUGGAAGAUUUAAUUAUUUCUGAGCUGCAGAAGAAGUUUCCUUCGCACAGGUUCAUUGCGGAAGAGGCUGCAGCUGCCGGGGCCAAGUGCGUGCUCACCUUAAGUCCCACCUGGAUCGUCGACCCCAUUGAUGGCACUUGCAACUUUGUGCACAGAUUUCCAACCGUGGCAGUAAGCAUUGGAUUUGCUGUAAACCAAGAGCUUGAAUUUGGAGUGAUUUACCACUGCACAGAGGAGCGGCUAUACACUGGCCGGAGAGGCCGGGGCGCCUUCUGCAAUGGCCAGCGGCUCCAGGUCUCCGGGGAGACAGAUCUUUCAAAGGCCUUGGUUCUAACAGAAAUCGGUCCCAAACGUGACCCUGCUACUCUGAAACUGUUCCUGAGCAACAUGGAGAGGUUACUCCACGCCAAAGCUCAUGGGGUCCGAGUAAUUGGGAGCUCCACCUUGGCACUCUGCCAUCUGGCCUCGGGGGCCGCAGAUGCCUAUUACCAAUUUGGACUGCACUGCUGGGACCUGGCCGCCGCCACCGUCAUCAUCAGAGAAGCAGGGGGCAUCGUGAUGGACACCUCAGGCGGACCUCUCGACCUCAUGUCUUGCAGAGUGGUUGCUGCAGGCACCCGAGAAAUGGCGACACUCAUAGCUCAGGCCUUACAAACAAUUAACUAUGGGCGGGAUGAUGAGAAGUGAAAGGGAGCAGAGGACAAAGAGAAAUGCCACCCAAGGACUGGUUCUUCCUUGGAAUGCUGAAGCUGGCAGCUGAUCCCCUGAGGAAGAAGUUGCCUUGAGCAGCCUGCACUUGUGUCAAGUGUCUCCUGCAUUCCUAACCGCCCCAAAGGGAGGUGUUCUGCUAAAGUAUGUGGCUCCCUGGUUAAAUCCACGUCUUUCACUGGGAUUUGGUGUUUAGUUGGUUUCUCUCUUAAAUCUCACAUAGCUUUUUCCAGUUUAGCACAGGUUCUUCUAUCAGAGCCAAAACCCAAAUCUUACGACAUACAUAUUGAUAAUUCAGUCUCAAUUUUUUUUCCAGAAUGCGAAUCUCAGGUAAUAAGGCUUUAGAACUGCUGAUAAAGCGGACUUGUUCUCAGGCCCUUCCCCAUGGUACUUCAGAAUGUAAUAAAUCAAAAUAAUGGUGCUUGGCUUAUCUGUUUCCCUCCAUAAGUGUGUCGCCUGUUUCCCCAAACAACACACAAAAUCCACAGCUGUAGAUGCAUUUAAGACUCUAAUGAUGACUAUUAGGAGGAUAAUACCUAGAGACAGAAGUAUUUUCUUUAGCCAGGGCCCCCAUCAACCAAACCAGUUAGUAUCAAAUAAAUCAAAGAAUGCACCUGAUGAGGUAUCAAUCUGUUUUAGCCAAGUAGCUUGUUCAUUGAUUUCUUAUAUUUGAGUUUCUACAGUACUAGAGCUGAUCCAGGGAAACUCCUCUUUGUUCAGCCAACAAGUCAUCUAAAGCAUUUCUAUGAUAUAAAACCACCUUAGCAAGAGAGCCUAGGGACUUUUGUUGUACAGCUGUGGCCUUAGCAAUAGACCCAGCAAUGGUUGCGAGAGUUAAGGAUAAGAUUCUAAUAACAUAUUCAUUUGUACUAACUCUAAGCCAAGGAAGAACCUCCAGACAGCGCCCAUCCAGAGGGGUUAGCAUUCUGCUGGUAAACUUCUCUUUGGUUGAUAGUAUAAAUUCAAAGGAGUGGACCCAUGCUGAGUUUCUGAGGCAUUAUGAAGAGACAACAAAUGGAAUAGUAAAUAUAGCAAGAGUGCAUUGUCCUUUUAUCCUGCAGCUUUCAAGACAAUGAGUUGCUGAAGCAUAGAGAUCAUUGCCAAAACCUCCACAUAUAAAGGAGUAGCCAGGGAAUGUAUAUAUGGCUCCUUCGUAAGUAUUAGCAUUGAUGGACCCAUAGGUUUUAGCAUCAUUCGGCGAAGACUCAAAUAUUGUAUUGUCACAUGUUGAAAGACCACCUAAAUAUAUGGACCUGACAACAAGCCUACAGAUGGUCUGUCUGAUUUACACUGGCUCUGCAGUGCCUUUUAUAUAUAUAUUCAGUAAAUCUCAUUUUCCCAGGGUUGUGUUAAAUUGAGACAAGGAACAGAGGGUAUUGGGAUUUAGAAUUGUAACUUUAUAAAAGGGACCUGUGGAACAAUUUAGGCAUACAGUUUUUGGGAUUCCAGUGAAAUUACUUAUAGGGUGAAUAAAGUGUCUUUCCCUUCA